AUACAUUCAAAGUAUCAUGUAUCCAAUAAGGAAUAAUUGCAGGCUAGUGCAAACCAUGUGUAUGGCAGGUAGUAUUAAAACCGAAAAAUGGAUUAAACACUAAGGGCUAAAGAGAAUGCACGCUGAAACAGUCGUUUUUUCUGCUGAGGACUUUAAAAACUGUCAAUAAUGCGUUCAACAUAUUUAUUUAAAGACAAUAUCUCUUUAAACAAAAAUAAAAAGUGGCUCAAACAAGGAAGUAGUCACGCUCAAGUAGACUCUGCUGGAGCGUCCACCUUCAAGAUAAAGUUGAGGAACCUUAAACUAAAUAAAAAAACAACAACAAUGCUUUUGCAGUCGACGUCACGUCUGCAUAAUUAAAUAAAUAAUCGACGUAAAUUGCAAUUGUUGUGAUGUUGCCAGUUCGUGUGAAACCUUUUUACAAAAUGUGUAGCGAUGUGUUUUUACUUUGAAAAACCUGUACCGGAAGUUACCCGCUGCCUAGCUGUUGGCGGAAGACGCCGGUGCCGUUUGCGUCGCGCAGCUAGCGGCGGCCCGUGGCUGCAGAGUAGCGCACCUAUUGUUUUUUCUUGACCGGGUUGUUGUUGUUGUUGUUGUUCUUUUUGUCAUUCCUCCUCCUCCGCCGCCGCCAUGAACAGGACCCAGCUGAAGCGCUCCGGUAUCUUGAGGAUGGCUCUGGCAGGCUCGGAGACAAUGGACCAGGACCAAGUCGACGGAGAGACCUUCCUGUUCCGCGCCGUCAGAAUCGCCGCCGUGGUCACGCUGUACUGGUUCGUCUCCAUCACGAUGGUGUUCCUCAACAACUACCUGCUGGACAACGGGGACCUGGACGUGCCGCUGCUGGUCACCUUCUACCAGUGCCUGGUGACGGUCGCGCUGUGCUGGCUCAUGCAGCUGCUCGCGCGGCUGUGCCCGGGGCUCAUCGACUUCCCCGCGGUGCGGUUCGACCCGAAGACGUCCCGGGAGGUGCUGCCGCUGUCGAUCGUGUUCAUCUGCAUGAUCACCUUCAACAACAUGUGCCUGAAGCUCGUCGGCGUGGCCUUCUACACGGUCGGCCGGUCGCUCAGCACCGUGUUCAACGUGCUGCUGUCGUACGUCGUCCUGAAGCAGACCACGUCGCUGCGGGCCGUGCUGUGCUGCGCGAUCAUACUGGGUGGAUUCUGGCUCGGUGUGGACCAGGAAGGCCUGACGGGUAACCUCUCCUGGACCGGCGUCUUUUUCGGUGUGUUGGCCAGCGCGUGCGUCUCCCUGAACGCCAUCUACACCAAGAAGGUGAUGCCAGCGGUGGACGGAAACAUCUGGAAACUGUCCUACUACAACAACAUCAACGCCUGCGUCCUCUUCUUCCCGCUCAUCAUCGUGUCCGGAGACCUGAGCCGCCUCGUCGCCUUCCCCGGCGCCACCGACCUCAAGUUCUGGGGCAUGAUGACGCUCGGCGGGGUGUUCGGUUUCGCCAUCGGCUACGUCACGGGCCUGCAGAUCAAGUUCACCAGCCCGCUGACGCACAACGUGUCGGGCACGGCCAAGGCGUGCGCGCAGACCGUCAUUGCGGUGGUCUUCAACUCUUCCAGCAAAAGCCUGCUGUGGUGGACGAGCAACAUGAUGGUGCUCGGCGGCUCCUCGGCCUACACCUGGGUCAAAAGUCUGGAAAUGAAGAAGGCCCCCCACAGAGAGGCCGAGGACUCGGCGAAGGAGAAGCUGCUGCCGGGGGAGAAGGGCGACGCCGAAGUGUAGCAAAAGAAAGAAAAAAUAACAUUGUUUUUUAUCCGUGUGGUGUGAGAAUGUGAAACAAUGUAAGAUGUAGGACAUCUGAGUCAUCGGCGUUUGAAGUGAUGCACACAGGGACGCGAUGAUUGUGUGUUUUUUAUUCCAUUUUAUUUUAAGCUUGAAGGAAUUUGUAUGUGUUUUAUAUAUAUAUAGUUUUUAUUUAAAGCUAUUCUCGUGCAUCUGGGGCCUUUUUACAGUUGUGUUGACCUAUAAAUGUCUUAUAUGGUCGAAAGUGUGGGGAAAAAAUGUUUUUUAUCAAAUCACUGUUAUAUUUUUAAAUAUAUAUAAAAAAUAACUUAUACCGUUUUAAUUAUGAUUUGUAUAAAUUGUAUUUCCAGGGUUUGUGUGAUCAUCUGGCUGAGACUACUUCCUCAAACGUUAACAAUGCCAUCCUAAAUAGGGUAACCUAGGUAACCUGAUCCAGGUCAGCAUCACCUUGUCUCAAUGGGACUGACGUAGGUAGUGAUAGUGAUACUCCUCCUGCAGUGUUUUAGUGAAUGUGGACGUGAUUUUCUGCAGCACGUCGCGUUGCUUCUUCUCCGCUGCAUUUCAAAUUGUAAAACUGGGCGAGGUGGAGUUAUAUUUGCAUUUUAAACAUCACUCCUACAUUUACAUGUGUCAGUGUGUUUCAUUUUCACGGCGUGUACCGUGCAGCUAACUCUCCACCCGCUUGGAAAUACCAACUCUUUAAAUGUCUUUUCAAACACGGGAGCUCCCUGUUUUAAAAAGAACAUUAAAGGAUGUGUACAAUGCAACUGUUCUUUAUUCAUAAGGGGCCUUGGGAUUUCAGGGUUGAACAAUUAAACUAGCUGCAUUUAAAAAACGCAAUUACACGUGAUUAUAAUGCAAUCAAGAUUUCAAGAAAAAAUAUGUGUCAAAUACACUACAUUUUUUAAAUUGAACAACCUGAUUCAGUUAACAUUAUUUGUGGACAUCGAUUCGUAAUUAAAGACGUGUUUUUUCUA
Gasterosteus aculeatus aculeatus (three-spined stickleback) is the source of this 2732-nucleotide messenger RNA. It is a transcript of the gene slc35c1, whose product is annotated as solute carrier family 35 member C1. The record is from RefSeq and is a predicted model, not a curated record. Lineage: Eukaryota; Metazoa; Chordata; Actinopteri; Perciformes; Gasterosteidae.